Formica exsecta is the source of this 648-nucleotide messenger RNA. RefSeq names its product collagenase 3-like. The coding region runs from base 1 to 648 and encodes 215 amino acids. The transcript has a single exon. Lineage: Eukaryota; Metazoa; Arthropoda; Insecta; Hymenoptera; Formicidae. The record is from RefSeq and is a predicted model, not a curated record.
AUGAAUCGUCGCUUGUACAUAGCUAAUCGCCGCAACGUAUGGUCGGUCGACAUAACCGAGAGACGCUACGGUAGACCCAUGAAGUUGACGGAUUACGCGACGUAUCUUCCGGCGAAUCUCACGCGCCUGUCCACCGCGUAUCGAAGACCAUCGGGCGAUCUCGCGCUAUUCGUUAACGAUUCGAUCUAUGUCGCGGAAUAUCCCAGUUUUAAGCUAAAACCUGGUUGGCCGAGAUCUCUCCACGAUAUCGGACUUCCCCGAGACGCUAAGAUCAACGCCGCGAUAAACACGCAUACGGGACGAACCUACGCGAUCUACGACGACGACAAAGUAGCGGAGAUCGACGAAUGUCGCAUGAUAGCCGUUAGACACGCUCCGUUGAAAGAUAUAUUUCCAGGAAUACCGCCCGCGAUAACAUCGGCCUACCGACACAUUGACGGUAAUCUAUAUUUUUUCGCAAAGCGUCAAUUCUACGCGUUCAAUGAAUUCACGAAUAUCGUGACCUUGGCGGGUCCUUUCGACCUUCACGUACUCGGUAUCGAGUGUCCUACGGACGGAUUGUUGCGACAAUUGCGCGAUCUUCUGAUUCGCGCUUAUCAUCUCGGCGACGUAACCAAAAGCGACGGGAUCGACGAAGAGGACGACUGA